ACUGCUGCCGUACCACCCUCCCACUUCUCCCGUCGGGCUUCUGUCUGCGCAUGCACACUCGCCUGCUCCAGGCCACCAUUUUGUCUAGAGACAACUCUGUCAACGCGUGUGAGGAUUAAUCGAGCUGGGACGUAAGGGCAAGCUUCCCUACCGUCGCCAGAGGAAGACCGAACAAGCACUGAGCGCUCAAGUAAAUUUACCCGGAAAAGGAAGACCGAGGACCAGGUCGUUUUCUAUGGAGGGUGAAGUCAUUUCCAUUGAGACCGCUCAGGUUGAGGGUCUCCAGGACAGUGGGGAGGGAUCCGAGCUGCUCCAGACUGUAGAGGCUGCCCUAAUGGAAGGGGGUGUGGCACCCCAAGUGGUGACAGGGAAUGUUGAAAUGAUGGUGAUGGACACCCUGGACUCAACCCUUGACCCUGCCCUGCUACAGAUGAAGACUGAGGUCCUCGAAGGGGGUGGCACAGUGACGGUCACCGGGGGAGAUGAGGGACAGAUCAUCACCCUGCAGGUGGUGAACAUGGAGGGGAACAUGGAGCAGACAAGUGCAGCACUGGGGCUUGGACAGCUGCAGCUGGUGCAGGUUCCUGUCACUACAGCCACCGUGGAAGAACUCCAGGCCAGCUUUGUUGACGCCUCUGCAGGCAAUACUGAGGCAGAGCCAGUGAUCUGCCACACCCUCCCUCUGCCUGAGGGCUUCCAGGUGGUGAAGGUGGGGGCGAAUGGAGAGGUGGAGACAGUUGAGCAAGAAGAACUGCAGGCAGCCCAGGAUGAGCUCCAGGUGACCCAUGGGGAGGAGGAGGAGGAGGAGGAAGCUGAGCCCCAAGUAGAGGACCAGACCUGGUCCAAAGACCCAGAUUACCAGCCAACUGCUGGCAUCCGCAAGGGGAAGAAGGGCAAGAAGAGCCGCCUGCGUUACGGGGAGGGGGAACGGGACAUGGAUGUGUCUGUAUACGACUUUGAGGAGGAGCAGCAGGAGGGGAUGCUUUCUGAGGUCAACGCUGAGAAGGUUGUGGGCAACAUGAAGCCGCCCAAACCCACCAAGAUAAAAAAGAAAGGUGUGAAGAAGACGUUCCAGUGUGAGCUGUGUAGCUACACCUGCCCCCGGCGCUCUAACCUGGACCGCCACAUGAAGAGCCACACAGAUGAGAGGCCACACAAAUGCCACCUGUGUGGGAGGGCCUUCAGAACAGUCACACUGCUGAGGAACCACCUCAACACACACACAGGCACUCGUCCUCAUAAAUGCCAAGAUUGUGACAUGGCAUUUGUGACCAGUGGAGAGCUAGUGCGUCAUCGUCGCUACAAACACACAUUCGAGAAACCCUUCAAGUGCUCCAUGUGUGACUACGCUAGUGUGGAGGUGAGUAAGCUGAAGAGACACAUCCGCUCCCAUACAGGCGAGAGGCCCUUCCAGUGCAGUCUGUGCAGCUACGCCAGCCGAGACACUUACAAACUGAAGAGACACAUGAGGACACACUCGGGUGAGAAGCCAUAUGAGUGCUACAUCUGCCAUGCUCGUUUCACGCAGAGCGGCACCAUGAAGAUGCACAUCCUGCAGAAGCACACAGAGAAUGUGGCCAAAUUCCACUGCCCCCACUGUGACACAGUCAUCGCUCGCAAGAGCGACCUGGGUGUGCACUUGCGGAAGCAGCAUUCGUUCAUGGAGAUGGGCAGGAAGUGCCGUUACUGUGACGCUGUGUUCCACGAGCGUUACGCACUCAUCCAGCACCAGAAAUCCCACAAGAACGAGAAGCGCUUCAAGUGCGACCAGUGUGACUAUUGCUGCAGACAGGAGCGUCACAUGAUCAUGCACAGACGCACACACACGGGGGAGAAGCCGUACGCCUGCAACCAAUGUGAAAAAACUUUCCGGCAGAAGCAGCUGCUGGACAUGCACUUCAAACGUUACCAUGACCCCAACUUCAUCCCCACUGCCUUCGUCUGCAGCAAGUGUGCCAAGACCUUCACUCGCAGGAACACCAUGCUGCGUCACGCAGAGAACUGUAAUGGAGAGAACACCGGCGACGAGAACGGGACCCCGCCCAAGAAAGGCCGCCGCGGCAGAAAGAGGAAGAUGCGUUCCAGACGGGAUGACGAUGAUGAUGACACCGAGCCUGAGCUGGAUGACAUUGAGGAAGAGGAGGAGGAGGAGCUGCUAGCUGAGAUUGAGGUCGAACAGGCACCACCGGUUGUCCCUGUCCCUGCCCCUGUUGGCCCGCCAGCCAAGAGGAAACGUGGAAGACCUCCAAAGGCUAAACCUGCCCCAACGGCGGCAAUCAUCCGUGUGGAGGAUGAGACCACAGGCGAGGUGGAUGACAUAAUCGUGAAGAAAGAGAUGAAGGCAGAGCAGGCGAGCCAGGAGGAAGAAGCUGUUGAGGAUGAGGUGCCAGCAGUAGAGGUGGAGCAUGCUGAAGGAGAGCCUGUCAAUCAGGUAGAAGAGUCAUUCCAGGGGGAGGAGGUGGUGCAGGAAGUGGCACUGUCUGUCACAGAGGCUCCGCCCAACGGUGACCUCACUCCUGAGAUGAUUCUCAGUAUGAUGGACCGGUGAUGAAGACGAAGCCUCUGUCUACAUCUAACAAUACAAAUUGUCCCCUAUCUGUACACUCACAUGCACCCCAUUUGUACCCACUCUCAAACACACAUACCUGCCCUCGCAUACACCGUACACGUAUACCACACAUGCACACCCCAGUUAUAACCUUAGAUCUCUCUCUGAUGUUGAUGAUAAUGCCUGGGACAUGUCUAAAGAUACCUUUAGCCCAUUCUAUUUUUUUAAGAGCUUAUUUACCUCUCUUGCGAUCUCUAUCUACAUCCUACUGCGAAACCCCUGACACCCUCAUGUUGAAUUAUGUUUGUAUACAGAAUCUAGAUAACAUUGUGCAGAGUGUUGUCACUGGAAAAGAUGUAAGGAGAGGGGGUGUGGUUUAGCUCAUGAUGAUGUAUUAUGUCAUAAAUCAUGUUCUCAUUCUGCUGUCAAUUAUGUUCUAUAGGCCCUCAGAAUGCCUUCUCUGUAGCAUAUUUUGGCCCACAUUUGAUCUCUUCAUGUUGGCCCUCUUCUCGUGCUCUGUUGUCUGUCUAAAAAGUAUCAUGUGCUUUCACCCAUGGAAUUAGCUGUUAGGGGUUCAAAGGUUAGGGGGUGGGAUGACCUGAAAUAUUCUGCUUUUACAAACUGUUAAACUGUAUUCAAAUUAAACACAAUACCUUGCUCUUGUUAAAGCUUUUAGAAUGUAUUAGUUUUUUGGUUUGAUGCUCUCUUUUUUUUGUACCAUCAAAAUGAAAUGCUAGGGGACUUGAAUGGCAAUGAUAUGAUUGGAGGGGUGGGAGAAUGCUUGACUGUACAGCUAAUAAUAAUACAAAUUAAAAAAAGAUCAACCUACUGUGUUGUCAUGAGUCAAUUUGCUUCAGUUUCAGCCUUGAUUAGGCUAAUUUAGUAUGGCAUGUAAUACUGAAAUAUAGACACUAUAGGAUGUUCGAUCAUGUUCAGACUACAGCAUAAUCUGCCCUAUUUAUCUGCUACAUGGUUCUGACAGAAUGCGUAUACCACAAGUCUCUUUAGAAACCUGUUUGGAGUAGUAGGUGAACUAGACUAUUUUGGUUGUUCCUGUUGAAUUUCUUUCAGAGGAUCUGCCCUCUGAUAUUGAGUGCUUUAUUAAAACACAAUUUUAGUCCCCUA
Messenger RNA from Oncorhynchus gorbuscha (pink salmon), 3673 nucleotides. RefSeq names its product transcriptional repressor CTCF-like. Lineage: Eukaryota; Metazoa; Chordata; Actinopteri; Salmoniformes; Salmonidae. Gene Ontology annotation, cellular component: nucleus. Gene Ontology annotation, molecular function: DNA-binding transcription factor activity, RNA polymerase II-specific; RNA polymerase II transcription regulatory region sequence-specific DNA binding. The coding region runs from base 236 to 2548 and encodes 770 amino acids. The transcript is spliced from 13 exons. The record is from RefSeq and is a predicted model, not a curated record. Gene Ontology annotation, biological process: regulation of transcription by RNA polymerase II.